Oncorhynchus nerka (sockeye salmon) is the source of this 3243-nucleotide messenger RNA. RefSeq names its product procollagen-lysine, 2-oxoglutarate 5-dioxygenase 1a (gene plod1a). The record is from RefSeq and is a predicted model, not a curated record. Gene Ontology annotation, biological process: peptidyl-lysine hydroxylation. The transcript has 20 exons. Gene Ontology annotation, molecular function: procollagen-lysine 5-dioxygenase activity; L-ascorbic acid binding; iron ion binding. The coding region runs from base 102 to 2426 and encodes 774 amino acids. Gene Ontology annotation, cellular component: endoplasmic reticulum. Lineage: Eukaryota; Metazoa; Chordata; Actinopteri; Salmoniformes; Salmonidae.
UCAAAUCUGGAAACACUUUAAGUACACAACUGUUUGACUAAAAUCAUAUGGUAUCGCCAAGGAAGUGUUAGGCUGAGGAUUGGUGAAGAUUUAACCCGAAAAUGAGAGCUUUUUCCUUAUUAAUAUUGGCCUGGAUGUCCUUGCUUGUGGUUUUACCAGUGAUACGUUGUAAAGAACAGCGAGAACUAUCCGAAGGCAACCUUUUAGUUGUGACUGUUGCGACCAAAGAGACAGAUGGCUUCAGGCGUUUCAUGCGGUCUGCCCGACACUUUAACUACACUAUCAAGGUGCUUGGCAGAGGGGAGCCAUGGAAAGGUGGGGACUAUAUGACCGAGCCAGGAGGGGGUCAGAAAGUGCGCCUUCUUAAAGCUGGUUUGCAGGAGAUGGAGGAAGACAAGGUUGUCCUCUUCAUUGACAGCUAUGAUGUUGUCUUCGCCUCCGGUCCCAAAGAGCUGCUGAAGAAGUUCCAGCAGACAAGACACAAGGUGGUCUUCUCUGCAGAGACCCUCAUCUGGCCCGACAGACACUUGGAGGACAAGCACCCCCACUUCCGAGAGGGAAAGAGGUUCUUGGGCUCAGGGGGAUUCAUUGGCUAUGUUCCUAACCUCAAAGAGAUGGUUGCUGACUGGACAGGGGAGGACAGUGACAGUGAUCAACUUUUCUUCACCAAGAUUUAUAUCAACCCAGAGAAAAGAAAAUCCAUCAAUAUAACACUGGACAACAGAUGCCGAAUGUUUCAUAAUCUUCAUGGAUCCCUUGAUGAGGUGGUGUUGAAGUUUGAGGACGGGCAAGUGCGGGCCAGAAAUGUGUUGUAUGAUACAUUACCCGUCGUUAUUCAUGGCAACGGGCCCACCAAGCUCCAGAUCAACUACUUGAGCAACUACAUCCCCACAGUGUGGACGUUUGAGACGGGAUGCAGUGUGUGUCUUGAGGACCUGCGGCCACUCUCAGGACUCAAGGAGAGCGAAUACCCACUGGUGGUUAUUGGAAUCUUCAUUCAGCAGCCCACCCCCUUUGUCAGUGUGUUCUUUGAGACCUUGCUCAAACUGGAAUACCCAAAGAACCGACUCAAACUCUUCAUCUACAACCAGGAGCAGCACCACGAGGUAGCGGUCAGCUCUUUCCUGAAGGACCAUGGGAAAGAGUACCAGGAUGUAAAGGUCAUCGGGCCUGAGGAGAACAUGGACAGGGUGGCUUCCCGCAACCUCGGCCUUGAUAUGUGUCGACAGGACAAGGACUGUGAGUAUUUCUUCAGCAUGGAUAUCGAAGUGGUUCUGAAGAACAAGGACACCCUAAAGAUUCUCAUCGAGCAAAAUGAGCCUAUAAUUGCACCCAUGAUAACCCGAGAAGGCCGCCUGUGGACCAACUUCUGGGGAGCACUCAGUGCUGAUGGUUACUACGCUAGGUCGGAGGACUAUGUGGACAUUGUGCAAGGACGCAGAGUUGGUGUGUGGAAUGUCCCCUACCUGACCAAGGUGUACCUGGUGAAGGCCAGCCUCCUUCACGAGGAGCUCUCCAACAACGACCUCUUCAGCUCGGGCACUCUGGACCUCGACAUGGCCUUCUGUCACAACGCCAGAAACAAAGGAGUCUUCAUGUAUGUUACGAAUAUGCACACCUUUGGGCGGAUGCUGUCGACAGAAAACUACCAGAUGAGCCAUCUCCACAACGAUUUGUGGCAGAUCUUUGAAAACCCUAAGGAUUGGGAGGAGCGUUACAUCCAUGAGAACUACACAAAGAUAAUGAGAGACAAACUGAUUGAAACACCUUGCCCUGAUGUAUACUGGUUCCCGCUAUUCUCUGAUAUCGGAUGUGACCACAUUGUUCAAGAAAUGGAAAACUUUGGACAGUGGUCAGGUGGCCGAAAUACGGACACAAGGAUCCAGGGUGGCUAUGAGAAUGUCCCCACCAUUGAUAUCCACAUGACUCAAAUCAAUUAUGAGAAAGAGUGGCAGAAGCUUCUGUUGGAUUACAUAGCCCCAAUCACAGAGACAAUGUAUCCUGGAUACUACACCAAGUGUAUCUCUUACCUCAACUUCGUAGUGAGGUACAAACCUGACGAGCAGCCCCUGCUCACCCCGCACCACGAUGCAUCUACUUUCACUAUUAAUGUAGCUCUCAACAGCAAAGAAAUUGACUAUGAGGCUCAGUUUGACUUGGCGUUUGUAGUUAGAUAUAAGCCAGACGAGCAGCCCUUUUUAAGGCCACACCAUGACGCGUCCACAUUUACUAUAAAUAUUGCACUCAAUCAAAAAGUGCUUGAUUACCAGGGUGGGGGAUGCAGGUUCAUACGGUAUAACUGCUCCGUCGAGGCACCCCGCAAAGGCUGGGCCCUCAUGCACCCUGGACGGCUCACCCACUAUCACGAGGGCCUGCGAACCACUGCAGGCACUCGAUACAUCGCAGUGUCAUUUGUGGACCCCUGAGUGCCAAUGGCAAUGUGCUGCCAUUUCCAGGUGUCAGCUGUUGUUUCUAUGGUGCCUUUACUGAACGUUUGUUAAUUCAGGAAAACUCCAUUAGCCAAAUCCAAGUGGGCGUUGCGGGAGACCUUUUCUCUUGAAACCCCUUUCAUUUGAAACUUUUGUGAGACAAAUGUACUGUUUUAGUAUUAUAAUAACUUGUUUUGUUGAAUCAAGACACUCCUACAUACAGUAUGAGGCAAUAAGAAUAACUUUAUUUGUAAAGUGCCCUUCAUUUCUAAAUACACUCCUAAUACAGUAUGCAAUGCACCAUGGUCUUGGAGAUUAUUAAAACAUCUGUCCUAUUUAUUAUUUUGAUAUUUGUAUAAAAGGAGUUUAUUCCAAAGAUUCCGUGUGGCUUUUCGAAUGUGUAAUAUCUAAAGAACACAGCUCGUAACACAUUCUCAGUCCCCUUGUCAUUUUCAUGUUGAAAACAAGUCCAUGUUCAGCACCCAAACAUUGUCGAUGCAAUGAAUAGAGCCGACAUGAGUCCUUAUUCUACAUGUCAGACAGGCAUGUUUGUUCUACAUUGCCUACUUUUAUCAGAAUGUUCCAAAACGUUGCAUCCUGCUGAAAGCGCACCAGAACAUAUACUUGUAUGUUUCUCUUAAAUAACUACAUUUUUUUAACAUUCCAUGACAAGUAAUCAUUGAGGACAAAGUUUGACUGAAUUCAUCUGAUGCUGCCUGGGCAUACUCUGAAGAAUGUUGUAAACACUAGUAGAGAUAGUUGUGAGAAUUUAUAUUUUGGUCAUUUGUCAAUAAAACACUGAACCAAACUAUGA